Malus domestica (apple) is the source of this 1829-nucleotide messenger RNA. The record is from RefSeq and is a predicted model, not a curated record. NCBI's taxonomy places the organism in Eukaryota, Viridiplantae, Streptophyta, Magnoliopsida, Rosales, Rosaceae.
ACGACCUUUUUGUUUAGUGUGGAUUCUCUUAGUCUUUUCUUUUGUAAUUUUGGGUGCUUUCACAUACCAUAUGUGAACUGCAUGCCGCUUAUGUGUUUUAUGCAAACAGACUAGUUUUUUGAGAUUACAACUUUUGUGAAUAAAAGCUUAUAAGUUCAUCCUUUUGAUUGUAAAGCGGCUCUUGAUGUCAGCUGAAUUGAAUAUAAGUUAAAAUCAAACUGCUUUGAUUUGUUCACCCAUCUCUUGGUUAUUUAAAUUCUUUAGAGAUGCCAAUAUUGAUUUGUGAUUUUAUUGGAUUCACUUUGAUGAAAUGUGUGUUAUCUGCAUUGUUGCAUUUUAGGGGUGACACCGUUCGUACCGCCUUUGUAGUGCAUCUUUUUAUGCAAAUUAUUUACCAUUCUGCCACUGGCUCUUUCUGCCCCUGCUGCUGUUGGUGGAUUUCACGUUACUAACAAAAUUACCACUGCCUCUUCAUUCUUCGUUCGGUGAGGGUUUUGGGGAUGGGAGGCCAUGCCGCCUCUAAGAUAGAGAUAGAGAGGGAGAGGGAGGAGGCCAUGCCGAUAGACAUAGACAUAGAGAUAAAGAGAGAGGGAGACAGAAACAGAGCGACUGAGGGAGAUGGAGGAGUGGGGAUCUUAGUGCCAUUGCUACAUAUCCUCGAUUUCAUGAGUGGGAGAGGGGGGGACAGUCAGAGAAAACCAUGGGGGCCGUCGGGAUUUGAGGGAGAGGGGUAGGGAUCGUGGCUGGGGGUCUAGGUUGGUCCCCUUGGUCCGUUUUCUACAGCACCACUGUGCUCAAACACUCUAUCUCGCAGUGGAACUCUCUCCUCCCCUUACUCAAUCCUCUGCUUCUUCUCUGAUUCAUGGAAAAGGAGGACAAGGAGUUGGACCCUGGAUGUGCUCUCCUUCGUCCAUCCUGCGUCUGCAUGUCCUCAUUCACAAGAUAAGUACCAUUUUUAUAGUUGAUUUUCUACUAUUUGGUUUGGUUUUAAUUCUCUCUGCCAUUCUCACUCCACACUCUCUGUCUCUCACUCAGUUCAAAGCUCUUCAACUUUUUCGCACAAAUUGCUCAAACAUUCCAGCUCUCAAACAUCUUAGAUCCCUCACUCAGUUUAAAAGCACGAAGGGACCAGUCGAUACGAAGCGCAUCUUUAGGAUAUACAGUACAUUCUUUUUUCCUCUGUGCCAAAAUCAGGUACAACAGCGUGCAACACAGGACCAAAUUGCAUACUUUGGGCAAACGCCAUCCCAACUACUUACCUUCCCUCACUUGAAGAGGUUGCCAUUAGCAGAUGUUCUUCAUUUACAGACCAUCUUCCAGAACCCAAAAGAAGUCAAACCAUAUGCUGAUUCUGCUCCUGAGCACUGCAAUCUUCCUGCAGCUGCCAUUCAUGCUUCUUCAGAUGCUGUAACACAAAACCCAGCUUUCGGCUAUCCGCUGGCAUCUCUCUGAAGGUUUGUGUACUAUCUUAUGUGGAAUUGGGAUGGGAUGACUUUGAAUACUUACCGUAUAUGAGGAAACGAAAUUUGAAAUGUUGCAUUGAUUAAUUAGUAGAGAACGAAAGCAUUGAUACUAUAUGAUUGUGUAGAUUCAGUUAUGUUGAUUGAGUAUUUGUUGGUGCAUUGCUAAUCAAAACUUUUUGUGGAUUCAGUUAGAUGUGUGAACUACAUGUUUGUUCUGUUUCUUAAGGAAACAGAACUUUUUGGGUAACCAUCUCUUCCUAAUCAAACCGUACAAUUUCUUCCUACUCAUUGUACAAUGUGUUUAUAUGCCAGCUCACUUGAAUGUAUAAAAACAAAACUGCUUAUCUUAUUGAUCUUAUUCACUCA